Suillus fuscotomentosus is the source of this 1748-nucleotide messenger RNA. RefSeq lists its product as uncharacterized. The transcript has 10 exons. Lineage: Eukaryota; Fungi; Basidiomycota; Agaricomycetes; Boletales; Suillaceae. The record is from RefSeq and is a predicted model, not a curated record. Bases 60 to 1748 code for a protein of 562 amino acids.
AGUCUCUCGACCAUUGGAAAGAUACAAAGAACAAAGACUAGAAGGAACAUGUCUCAAUUAUGGUCAAUCGAUUCCAGAACACAAACGUCACUGCCGGGCUCGUGCUCGCAACUACUACUUUAUUCCUGUCGUCACCACCUCCUGUGCCGCAUUUGAUGGCUUAUAACUCUCCAAUCAUUCUGCUGUGCUUGUUAUCUAUGAAACUAGUACCGCUCACAAAGACAUGGAAACCCUCAAGCACAGCACAUGCCACGAUACCAAGUCAUCGCGCUGCUGCUAUGGCUAGCAUACCCCUCAAUCUGUCUGUCAGUGCCACUUGCUUUUUGUUUGUGGCUAUCUUUAUCGCCUGCUUCAGGUCCGACAAUGCCAUCGUCAAUAUCAUAACUAUCUUGGCUUGUGUGGCCUUCCUUUCAAACGGAGCCCUUAUGCUCUACGUUUUCGCCAUUGUAGGCAGAAAGCCGGCCAAUGGUAAAAAAACCACCCCCACACAAGAGAUUCUUUCACGCAAUAUCAAUAAUAUCAUAGAUUCCAUCCCAUCAACUCGCCGACGCACCCGUCUUCAAACUACAGCAUAUCUUCUUGGUGCCCGUAAAGAACUGCCCGAAGUCACUGGCGAAGAGAAGAAAGACCCGAGCAGCCUCAAGCUUUCGAGAAAGUCGAGUUUUCGCAUUCCUUUGAAUACCAUGGACAAGGACAAAUCUACAACGUAUGUAGACAACUUCUAUGCCGAGUCAGACCAUCCACUAGAUAUACUCGACUCCACGAGGGCCGCAAUGAAUCUUUCGAAGAAGUACGAGCACUUGGGUUGGCGUCUGUCUACAGCCCGCCGCAUGGACCCACCACAUCGCCUUUUGACUUCCCAGGACAUCGCUAGCGCUUUCAAGGCUGUGAGGGCGGAGCAGGUGUCUGGACGGAAAAAGAAGAAGGUUGUGAUUGAAAUCGUCAACACUGCAGGUAUUGUGUCCGAUCCAUCCCUUCUAUACGUGAAGGAACUCGAGAAUGUGAAGAGAAGAUUAUGUUGCGCUGAGCAUCAGCUCGGAGGUUCAGAGAACACAUUUUGUUGGGUAGAUGUGUCGCAGCCAGACGCUCCACACUAUCCGAUAUGUACCCAAGACCUCCAGGAGUGGGCUAAACAUCUGUACGACACUCGAGAUCCGGAUAGCACCUGUGCUACUCUACCCAACACGCCUUAUUUCGAUGACAUUCGCAAGACACGUCAGGCAAGAACUGCGUCACCGCUUCAAUGUAUCCCAACCGAGCUCAUAUCACCCAUUAUCCAUAAUCAUGUUCACCUCUCAUCUGCCAUCGACAACACGUGGGCUUCUAAUGAUGCGCAUUCUGUACAGCAACUUGAAAGUCAGGGCCCUAUGGCCGCUCCGCAACCACUUAAAAGGACAUUUGCACUCUACAUGGAGAGUGAUGAAGAAAGUGACGAUGAAGAACCGCCGAAAGACAUUGACGACGUCAUCACAACCAUCCAUUCUCGCUACCCUGCUAUGGACUUCCCUCGGUAUGGAGAUAUGCUGAAGGAGCGCGGCAUAUUGUAUCUGCCGACUGCAGCGCAUUUUGGUAGCCGAUUUUAUGUGGAGAAGGUUGGUAUGUCGGAGGGUGCUGCGGUCACAUUUCAUACUCGUGUUUGUGAAGCUCACAUGAAGGAGGAACGUGCGAGAGCACGGAGGAAGGCUAAAGGCAAACAGAAGGCACGAGCUGAUGACACUGAUAAGGAAAAUAUCCAAGCUCUCGAAUAG